GGGUUAUUGACCUAGAGAAUAAAGAAACGGGAUUUGGUAAAAAUGUCAGCUGGAUUUGUAUUUACUGUAUAUACCGAUAGAGAUGGUAUAAUUUCCCGUGUUUGGAUUAGUGGCUGUGUGUUGUCUUAUAUAGCAGUGAUCUUUAAUAUAACAAUCUUCAUAGUUUUAUGCAGGAAAAACCUAGCAUCUCCAGCAACUGUGCUUAUGCAAGGAUUAGCUAUAGCCGAUGCAUCAACAGCUUUCUGUGCUUAUGGAUUCGAAGUUUUAUACCAGCUAAAAUAUUUGGAUAAUUCAUUCGACGAGUCUAAUACAAAACUGACCAUGGCGUAUCCUUAUUGUGCUCUUUAUGUCCACGUUUCGUUGUGUGUAGAUAUAUUUGUCAUGAUUUCAACAAUGCUAACACUUUCUUUAGGGAUACAAAAAUGUCUUGCUCUUAAGUUCCCGCUAUGGACACGAUCAUAUUUGACAAAGAGACAUUCAAUUAUAUGCUGUGUCGUUUGUUUGUUUGUGUCCUGCGCUAUUCAUAUUCCAAGAAAUUUUACAAUAGUUGAGGAAGCUAGUCGAGCAGACCCUAAUUAUUGUAUUACAACGUACAGGAACGACCGUCUAUUGACAUACUCUUCUUUUCAUUUCAUAUUCAUUAAAACCAUGUUACUAUCGGGGUUUACUUUCGCAAUGCUGUUCUGUACUAUUCAUAUUGUAUACAGAAUAUGUACGUACAAAUUGCGCGACCAACAUAAAUCUCGAAGGGUUCAGGAACGGAAGUCAGCUGUAUUGGUCAUUAUGAUCAUGGUUAUAUUUUUAAUUACUGCAAUACCUGAAAUAUAUCUUUAUAUUCUAUUUUGUACGGAGAUUACACCAGAUGAUAAAUUCUAUUCCUUGUGGAAUGUGGAAAAUCACAAGUUUGCAAUGACAACUAUUGUAUCAAAUAAACUAAAAUUCCUUCAACAGCUGGAAAGACAUACACUAACAAGAUGGGAAAUUGUUCUUUUUGUAAAUGAAGGCCGAAAGAUGUUUUCACUAAUAGGAUGUAUGACAAAUUCAGUAAUUUAUUUCAUAAUGAGUGAAAAACUGCGAAACGAAUUUAAGUUGCUGUGUCACAGACAACGAUCAAAAAGGAAUUUGAACGAGAAAAGACAUGAUCAUUCUGGAAAAUAAAAAUGUCAUAUCUAGAUAUAUAACAAUUCACUGUUCACUGCUCGCUAUUACUUCGUACAUUACUUAGUAAUAAAACUUGGUUCCUAUAUAAUGAUAUGUCAUUAGUAGGUGUAAUAUUAGCUAUGAGUUAAGGACCGGUGAGUUAAGGGUACAAGUAUACAGAUUUAAGAUGAAGAUGGUGGUUGCCUAUGAUGAAUGUUAUA
Mytilus trossulus (common blue mussel) is the source of this 1361-nucleotide messenger RNA. RefSeq names its product proto-oncogene Mas-like. The transcript has a single exon. Gene Ontology annotation, biological process: G protein-coupled receptor signaling pathway. The record is from RefSeq and is a predicted model, not a curated record. Lineage: Eukaryota; Metazoa; Mollusca; Bivalvia; Mytilida; Mytilidae. Bases 43 to 1158 code for a protein of 371 amino acids. Gene Ontology annotation, molecular function: G protein-coupled receptor activity. Gene Ontology annotation, cellular component: plasma membrane.